GGGAUAGUCACUAAGUCAGCAAUGACAGGGCUCUAUGGUCUCAGUUUGAGUUUAGCAGUUUGAGGAGAUGACGGAAGGGGAUGGUGAAAAGCUGAGAAAAGUUCAAAAUAAUAGGUCAGACUCCCAAGGUGAUUUCCCAUCCAGCUGAAGAAUGAGGUGCUAUAUUGAGCUGAAUGAAAAUGAAAGUAUCCUAAAGAUUAAAGUUCACACCAGCUUUUGAUCAGUCACUUCCGGCUUCUCCACCAGGGAGUGCCCAUCCAGCUAUCCAAUGCCAAUCAUGAAGAGCACCUUAUCCAGGUUGAGUCCCACCAAACCUCAGGUGGGCCCUGUGAGACUUCAGGAGGAAAGUAUACUGGGGAAGAGCACGCCAGCUGGAAUGAACUCUUUCGAGGAAGACACCGUCGAUGAGAUGAAUCCCUUUGCAGAGAACUUAAACCCGUUCCACGAGGAGGAGGAGGAAGGAGCGGAGGGCAUCCAGAUGCUUAACACAAGCCUGCCAUCAGGUGAAGCAGCCAUGCCCAAGAUAAAUGGCAGUGAGAAGCACACCACUUUGACCAGGUCGUUAAAGAAGGCCUUCAAGAUGAGCAAGAAGCAAGGCCGGUCCCCCCCCGAGGACCAGAGUGAAGAGAAGAAGCCAUUCUUCAGACUCCCAUCUCCUCUCUCCGAUACGGAGGCGCCUUGGAAGAGCCAGGAGAAGAAGGCAGGCCGCCUGCGAUUGGAGGAGCUGGCCUCACCAGUGAAGCUCGGAGACGGGAGUGAGAAGGACAGCCUGGCUGACCCAUCGUCCAGGAGGGUAAUGUCCUUCCUCAAAUGGGGCAAGCCAAAGGCAGAGUCGCCAACAGAGAAAAUGGAGCUCGGGGGUGGGGCAGAGAGGAAGACAGAGACGGUGCCUGAGGUCAGGGAACCUCUCUCAGUGCUCGAGAUCCACAAACUGAUCGAGAAGAGGGACCUGGUGCUGGCCGACAGCCAUAUCGUGGAGUUGGAGGAGGAGUGCGAGAGGGUGAGGACCACUGAUGGGGGUAAGGACGGGGGCAGGAAGGCGAAGGACAUUGAACUGCUCUACAAGGAGCUGGAGGGGGAGCUGAAGAAGAUCGUGGCUGAGUCCCUCAGCCAAACCCUCGAGGCGACGCACCUGGAGCAGCUGGUGCAGACCAUUGAGGAGGAGGAGAAGGUGGACAGGGCAUGGGCCAGCUGUGGAGGGCUCCCUGGGGGCACCGAUGGCCCCAGGCCCAGGCAGCUGCGGAGGAAGUGGCGGAAAAUGGUGAGGGAUUCGGUGGUUGAGAGAUUGUCCCGUUGCCAGGCCGAUGCCUUGAUGGCCCAGCGUCUGAGGAGCCUCAAAGAGCAGGUCACAAAUGACUUGAUCUUCAUCCGAAAGAACCAAGUUGCGGCCUACCCGAAGGAUUACGAUGCGUUCAAUGUCUACGUUAACAGCUACCACGAAGUGGUUUCUUCCUGCCUCGCCGAGAUGGCCCAGAAUGAUCUAGAAAUUCAGCAACUCUACAGCUUCCUCCAAUGGUGCCACAACGAUUAUAUCAGAGAUGUGAUAGGCCAUGAGGAACUUGCUGCACAUGUCAGAAAGCAACAGCUUAAACCAUUGCUGCCAGCAGAAACAAUGCAGCAGCUGGAGGAUAAAUGCAUUGCCCUGGUGAAGGCGCAGAUAACGAAAAGCAUGGAUGAGGAGCUUAUCGCAGAAAAAGACAAGUGGCAGCAAGGGGCUGAUACAUAUCAAUCAGAGCUCCCGAACAGGCUGAUUCAGAUCCUGACAGAUCACGUAGUGAACUCUGGGGCAGUCACACAAGAGCUCGGGGCUCGAGUCACUCUCUGCUGCCUCUCUGGCCUAGCUGACCUACUGCAAAGUUUUCAGAAGUACGCACAAGAGUUUUUUCAACACUACCGCGAGACAGCAGAGAGCAGGGAGCUGAGGGUCGCACAAGCGAUCGCGGUGGUGAAUUGCUGCCCUGCAUUCAGAGACUACAUUGAGCGCCUGAGGCAGAAAGUCGCGAGCGAUGGCGAAGAAGAGACGAAGAAAGCGUUGGCCUCUCUGGACAAAGUGGUGAAGGGAGGCAACAAACUGCUAACGGACAAGCUGUUUGAGGAAUUAAAGCCAAACCUCUCAAAGCUGCUGAAAAGUAAAUGGCUGCAAAACAAGGAAAGUUUUGAAAGGAUCACCACCAGCGUCAAGAAACACUUCAACCAGUUCCGAAAAAUGAAAACCCCUCCCUACCAGGAUUUGGUGAAUGGUAUUCACAAAAAGGUGGUCAUUGAGUAUUUGAGAGCCAUGAUGCAGACGAGGAUAGUUUGCAAUUCAGCAGAUAUGCGAGUGAAAGUUGCGGGACGGCUGAAUAACGAGUCUACAGAGCUCAGGGAGCUGUUCGAAAACCUGGAUUCCAAUGCAUCCUGGCUGAAUCCUGCCAUUGGUCACCUGGCUGAGAUUAUCUCCCUGAAGGAUACUUCCUCCAUCCAGGUGGAAGUUGGGGCUUUGGUGGACAGCUACCCUGACGUUCGGAAGGAGCACAUUGCAGCCGUGCUGAACAUACGGGGAGACAUCAACCACCAAAGCCGCCAAAACAUCCUGGAGAUGCUACAAGAAUUUGACAGCAAUGAUAGGGGCUCCAUCCUCUCUCGGGACGGAGCAUUAUUUGCCGAGAUUGACACCGCUCCAGGCCUGCAAUGUGUCGACCUCAACAUGAGCCGUGCCUUGGGCUGUUUCUCCCUGUUCCGUCGACACAUCAGGUGACCAGUGGACUGUAGAACUGGGAUCCUGGUAGAUCCGCUUGCAAAUAGCCAAGAGAAUAGUCCUGGAAAUAAUUACCAUCUCAAGGCUGCUGAUUGGAGGCUUCAGGUCAACUGAUUAUAAGAUCCGUUGUGAAUUUUCCUUGGACAACUCCAGGCACGAUCCUGAUCACUUAUGAGAGGAGACCAGCAGACUCCAGGAGAUCAGAGAGUCAGACUCCACCCCUUCCUGGUCUGGCGUCCAAUUACAAAUCUGUCCCAGGUGAUUGCAAUAUCCAAUAUGGUGCCCAUUGGCUCACUCAGGGAGAGCAUACUGGCAUGGAUAGCAGCAAACCUACCAAGCUGCCAAUAUUCAGAGGCAAAUUCUAGGCAUCCUGAACCAAAGAUGGCUCCAUAAACAGCUACAUUGCAAACUUUUCACUGCACUUAUUUGAGCUCUCACGACAAUAAAGCUAAUUCAAUUCAAUCCAGUUCAAUUCAGUUCAAUUGGCUGAGUGUGAGACUGAGGUGCAGAAUAGGGGGCUGUUAUGAGGUACUGGGAGCUGGCUGGAAAUACAUAGGAGGUUGAGAGGCGACCUGAUACAAGCUUAGAAAAUCAUGACGGGUAGAGACAGAGCUAAUGGCUGGUGUCUUUUCCCUAGGACGGAGGAUUUCAAGACUAGGGGCAUAUUUUUAAGAGGAGAGGAGACAGAUUUAAAAAAGACAUGAGGGGCAAUUAUUUUACACAGAGAGUGGUUCAUGUGUGGAAUGAACUUCCUGAGGAAGUGGUGGAUGUGGGUACAGUUACAAUGUUUAAAAGACAUUUGGAUAAGAACAUGAAUAGGAAAGGUUUGGAGGGAUAUGGGCCAGGAGCAGGCAGAUGGGACUAGUUUAGUUUGGGAACAUGCUUGGCAUGGGCUGGUUGGACCAAAGGGUCUGUUUCUGUGCUGUAUGACUCUGUGAGCUGCUGUAAUUUGAAUAACACUCAAAUGCAUUUUUCUUUUAAUUCUUCCAUGGGAUGUGGGCAUUUUGUCACCCAUUCUUAAUUGCUCUUGAACUGAGAGUCUCACUCAACCGUUUCAGAGGACAGUUAGGAGUUAACCCCAUUGCUGUGGGUCUGGAGUCACGUGCAGGCCAGACUGGGUAAGGGCAGCAGUCCUUAAAGGGGCUAGCUUUGAAUUCCAGUUCUUUAAUUACUCAAGUUUAAUUUUCACUAGUUGGCCAUGGUGAAAUUUGAAUACCUGGCCAAAGUGUGUCAUUGGAUUACUGAAGGUAUCAAGACUCAGGGAGAUGGGUUUAAGAAUCAUAGAAUCCCUACAGUGCGGAAGCAGACCAUUUGGUCCAUUGAGACUGAACUGACCUUCCAAAGAGCAUCGCAAUCAGACCUACUGUAUCCCUGUAAACCUGUAUUCCCCAUGGCCAAUCCACCCUAACCUGCACAUCCCUGGGCACUAUGGGUAAUUUAGCAUGGCCAAUCCACCCUAACCUGCACAUCCCUGGGCACUAUGGGUAAUUUAGGACGGCCAAUCCACCCUAACCUGCACAUCCCUGGGCACUAUGGGUAAUUUAGCAUGGCCAAUCCACCCUAACCUGCACAUCUUCGGACUGUUGGAGGAAACCUGAGCACCCCCACGCAGACACGGGGAGAAUGUGCAAACUCCGCACAGACAAUCAUCCAAAGGUGGGAUCGAACGCAGGUCCCUGGUGCUGUGAGGCAGCAGUGCUAACCACUGAGCCACCAAGGAGAGGAAGAAUUUAUUUUACACACAAUGUUGUAAUGACCUGGAGCUCUUGCCUAAAGAUCAGGGUGAAAUCAGAGAUGACGUCUGAUUUUUUUUUUAAGUUGGUUCACGGGAUAUGGGCAUCUUUGGCCAGUACCUCUAUUUAUUACCCAUCCCUAAUUUCCCAGAGAGCAUUUCAGAGAAAACCACACUGUUGUGUAGGGCAAGGAUGGCAGAUUUCCUUUCUUGUGCCCUACAGGGCAUUAGGGAAUCAGAUGGGAUUUUAUGGAAACUACAUUGUCGUGUUUAGGCCAGCUUUUAAUUCCAGAAAUUUUUUAAUAUAGAAUUCAAAUUUUAUCAUCUGCCCUGGUAGGAUUCAAACUCACAGCCCCAGACCAUUCGCCUGGGUUUACUGGUUUACUAGUCCAGGGCAUUAUCGCUCAGACACCACAUCCCCAUUCCUCCAUCAAGUGGCACAAUUAGGCCAUUCAGCCCAUUGAGUCAGUGCUGUUCUUUCAAAAGCCAAUUUGGCAGAUACUUGAAGGCAAUAAGGAUAUGGAGAAAGAGUAGAGGAUUGUUGGGAGGGGCAGGGUGUGAAAUUGGACUGAUCUACAGAGAUCCCAGCACGGACCACAUUUGGAAUAUCGUGAGCAGCACAGGGCCCCGUAUCUAAGGCUUUGGAGGGUGUCCAUAGGAGGUUCACAAGAAUGAUCCCAGGGAUGAAGGAGUGGUGGAGAACUCCAAGUCUCUACUUGAUAGAGUUUAGAAGGAUGAGGGGGGGAUUUGAUUGAACCUUCCAGCAUACUGGGAGGCCUGGAUUGAGUGGACAUGGAGAAGAUGUUUCCACCAGUGGGAGAGACUGGGACCCAAGGGCACAGCCUCAGAGCGAAGGGACGACCCUUUAGAACUGAGAUGAGGAGGAAUUUCUUCAGCCAGAGGGUGGUGACUCUGUGGAGCUCAUUGCUGCAGAGGGCUGUGAGGACCAAGUUAUUGAGUAUCUCUAGGACAGAGAUAAGUUCUUGAUUGGUAAGGGGAUCAAGGGGUACGGGGAGAAGGCAGGAGAAUGGGGUUGGGAAACAUUUCAACCACAAUCAAAUGGCAGAGUAGAUUAGAUGGGCUGAGUGGCCUAAUUCUGCUCCAGCUCCUAUGGUUUUAUAGACCAUAUAGGUUGAAUGGCCUCCUCCCGUACCUUAGAGACCAAACAGUUCUAGCUACAAUUGGUCCGAGCACAGGGAGAUCCCAGUGCACCUUUAACGGUAUCCUUGGGUCAAAUGGGAUGCGGCAGUAGUCAAGUUGAAAGGCCCAAGGAGAAGGAGAAAGGUCCUGCACAGUCCGGCCUCCACUCUCCAGCAGGUUCGUCCCAUCCGCAAUCGGAAGGAGGUGGCCUGGAAGACUUAAGGUCACCUACUGUCUACAUCCACCAAGUGAGGAGCCAUAAUCUUCAGCUGCAGGGAGAACUCCACCCAGGCCCCAUGCUUCAUCAACCAAAUGCUCAAAGACUCAUCGAUCUGCAGUGAGAUUCCAGGAAUGACUGUGCUAUUCAGGCAAUGUCACCAUUGGAAUAUAUUAUAGAUAUAUUUAUAGACGCAAGGGAAAUCCUGGGGAAGCUCCGAAGUAAUCAUUGAGGUUGUGUAAGUUCAAAAACGCUAUCAGUGCAGCAAUUCAAUAAAAUUCCUGUAUCACUCACAA
Rhincodon typus (whale shark) is the source of this 6122-nucleotide messenger RNA. Its product is annotated as exocyst complex component 3. The record is from RefSeq and is a predicted model, not a curated record. The coding region runs from base 269 to 2737 and encodes 822 amino acids. The transcript is spliced from 12 exons. Gene Ontology annotation, molecular function: SNARE binding. Gene Ontology annotation, biological process: exocyst localization; exocytosis. Gene Ontology annotation, cellular component: exocyst. NCBI's taxonomy places the organism in Eukaryota, Metazoa, Chordata, Chondrichthyes, Orectolobiformes, Rhincodontidae.